AUGGCUAAACAAGCUAAGACGGCCUCUCAGGCAAGAGGCCCCGCGAAGUACAACGUUGGGUGGAGACGCGUGGUGCGGAAUUUCAGUCCAUCAUGGUUUUCUGUGACUAUGGGCACAGGUAUAGUGUCAGUGUUGGUGAAUUCGGUGCCUUUCGAUACCUCAGUGCUGUAUUAUACAUCUAUUGUCUUUUUUAUGCUCAAUGGAGUUUUGUUUUUGUUGGCAUCGGUCACUUCCAUUCUUCGGUACACGUUGUAUCCUGAGAUAUGGCGAGUGAUGAUACAAGAUCCGACCAACUCGCUGUUUCUAGCAACAAUUCCCAUGGGAUUCGCUACACUCAUCGAGAUGUGGGUUUUUGUUUGUGUGCCACUAUGGGGGGAAUGGAGUAUCACUGUUGCAUGGGCUUUAUGGAUGGUGGAUGUGGCAGCGGCCGCUUCUGUUACGCUGUCGCUAUCCUUUAUACUAAUAUCCCAACGCUAUAUUACCUCGCUCGAUCGGAUCACUGCGCUUCAACUAUUGCCUAUUGCCGCCACCAUUGUGGCAGCUGGUGCUGGUGCAGAAAUUGCUAAUAUUCUACCAAACAAGCAGCACGCGUUGGGAACUUUACUUGUGUCCUUAAUCCUGUGGGGCAUGGGCACUCCCUUGGCAAUUGCCGUAUUGGUGAUCUACUAUCAGCGACUAGCAGUACACAAGCUUCCACCGAGGGAAAUGAUCGUGAGCUGCUUUCUACCCUUGGGACCUCUUGGGUUUGGUGGUUUUGGUAUCAUUUAUAUGGGCAAAGUGGCACGGGGGCUGUUGCAGGACCCUCAAAUUCUAGAUCCCAUUGCGGGCCGAAUGGCAUAUGUCUUGGGUGUUUUCACAUCCCUGCUGAUGUGGAGUUUUGCCUUGGUCUGGCUCGUGUUUGCUCUGGCCACUGUUUUGUACAGCUCUCCAUUUCCUUUCAAUAUGGGCUGGUGGGGAUUUACGUUUCCUCUGGGCGUUUAUGCGGCGAACACAAUGCAAUUGGGUAUUGAACUAGAUCUCAUGUUUUUCAAAGUUUUUGGAACCGUUUUAAGCGGCGCUGUUUUGUUACUCUGGUCUGUAGUGGCCUCAAGGACAGCACAUGGAGCAUGGCGCGGUACUCUGUUUAGUGCUCCGUGUUUACGAAACCUGGUGCUCAAGGAAGAAGGGGGUGAGCGGGAUCCGGGGGAAUUUGAGUUUCCUUUCUUGCAGGAGGUCUUCUCUCCUAUCGAAGCGCACAAGGUCGACUUUGUCUUUGUUCAUGGCUUGAAUCCCCGGGGCCGGAGUGAUCAUCCGUUUGAAACUUGGACGCAUGCCAAUGGAAAGUUUUGGCCGAAAGACUUCCUUGCCCAGGAUAUUCCAUAUGCUCGGGUCUUUGUAUAUGGCUACAAUUCAAGCAUCACGCAUCCUCAGACUAUGUCCACGGCAAGCAUCAAGGACCAUGCUAAUACCCUGCUGAAUCUUCUUGAUAUGGAACGAACUCCUCAGAUGGGAACAGUUCCACCAAGGGUGAUAUUCAUUGGACAUAGUUUGGGUGGCUUGGUGAUCAAGCAGGCUCUUCUUAAUGCCAAAGAAGAUCCAAAGUAUACGGCUAUUCGCUCGGCAACCUCCGGUCUUGUUUUCUUUGGGACACCUCAUCGUGGUGCAAAGGCUGUGGAACUUGGGAAGAUUGCAGCCCGUGUAGCCCGAUUUGUCUCAAAAGGCCACGCCAGCAAUGAUCUCCUCGACUGUUUGGAACAUAAUUCACUCUUUACGAGACAGAUGACCGAUAGAUUCCGGCAUCAACUAGAGGAUUAUCGUGUUGUCAGUUUUAUCGAAGGAAAAGAGGUGCAAUUGGGCGGAGCAGGUCCGGCAUCCAUCAGCCAUCUAGUUGUAGAUGAAGAGUCGGCUGUGCUCGGGCUUUCUGGCCUCCGCGAAACCCAGCUGAAGCUCGACGCAGAUCACUCGCAGAUGUGCAAAGUCGGUACUCGGGGGCCUAUGUACCGCUUGAUCAAGGGUAAUAUCAAGCAGUUGGUCGACCAAGCACUUUUUUCCGAGCAUGGCUUCAUUCCACAGCCUAUGUCGCAAAGUGCUGGGCCUAGUCCACCACCGAUACCACCACGCCUACACUCCAAUAGCAGCACGCCAUAUCAAACGCAAGGACGGUUACCCCCAACAACUCAAAGAGUUACCGGAGUAAUUUUCACUCCCUCGGACAAUGAUCCACGAUCUAUUCGCUCCGCGGAACUUAAGAAUCUUGCUCGAUGGGAUGAGGCUCGAACAGUGGAGUAUGAGAUUUUCCAAGAACAUCUGCGCACCCUCGGACCAGACCAUUUUAGCACAUUAUCAGUGGCUUACAACUUAGCUUUCAUUGAACUGGAGACCCACUAUUUGGCCAAGUCCCACGAGUGGUGUCAAUGGGUGUCUGAUAAUGUCCAGCGUGUAUUCGGGGGCAAGCAUCCCCUUACAAUGAAGACAGAAAGUCUGAUCGCGGAGAUUCUUUGUCAACAGGGCAAGCAUCAAGAGGCAGAGUCUGUUUGUGCAAAUGUGCUGGCGCGUCAGCAAAUCAAUAUCGGCGAGGAACACUUGGAUACCUGCGACACUCGACGGCGUCUAGCAGGAACGUAUCAUUCCCUAGGUCGUCGGGAAAACGCCAUCAUGGCCGCUGAAAAGCUCACAGAAACUCUUAAGCGCCUACUUGGAGAAACGCAUAUUCGUGUAUUUGCCUCGGCGCUGGAUACCUUGGAAUACAUCAUCAGCAACCAAUCCGGUGAUAGAAAUACACUGAUCGCCAUGCGGUUCCAGCCCGAUGUGCAGCAAGCCGUGGAAAUGCUGAGCCAAAUAUAUGAGGAGCUUCGUCUGGGACUAGGUCCUGGGCAUCCGUAUUCCAUUCGUGCUCUCUGUCUCUAUGGCCGCGGGCAGAGCUUUGUGCAACAGGGUAUGGAAGCAUCGGAAACCCUUCGCCGAGCCCUUGCUAGUGCGGAGGAGACAUUGGGACCCGACCACCCGCUGACGAUGGAUAUCGUGGGAAAUAUCGGUGUUAUGUAUGCCGUGCAGGGUGGCCUCCAAGUCGCUUUCGGCAACACCCGUGUGGAAGAAGCCUUUCCCUGGUUGAUACGAUAUCUUAACUGGGUCGAACAUCGCAGAGGAAAGGAGAAUCCAGAAGCACAGUCAGCAUUAGAAUUGCUGGCUACUUUGCAUUUCAAUGCGAGGGAGUACGAGCCUGCCCAGCAAUAUUUCGAGCGCCUGGUUAUCGCAUACCGAGGCAAUCCGACUGCCCUCGAGCGCAUCAAUAGUCAUUUGCAAUUGUGUCGCGCGAACACCAUGCUCACCCGCCGAAGCCUUGGGUCUGGUAUAGGAGGAUUUCUUUCCUCUUUGCAGAAAUAUUGA
Molecule: messenger RNA, 3366 nt
Organism: Penicillium antarcticum
Lineage: Eukaryota; Fungi; Ascomycota; Eurotiomycetes; Eurotiales; Aspergillaceae
Product: LipA and NB-ARC domain protein
Exons: 10
Coding region: 1-3366 (1121 amino acids)
Biological process (GO): sulfite transmembrane transport; transmembrane transport
Cellular component (GO): plasma membrane
Molecular function (GO): sulfite transmembrane transporter activity; protein binding
Source: RefSeq, a predicted model, not a curated record